Molecule: messenger RNA, 543 nt
Organism: Botrytis byssoidea
Lineage: Eukaryota; Fungi; Ascomycota; Leotiomycetes; Helotiales; Sclerotiniaceae
Exons: 3
Coding region: 1-543 (180 amino acids)
Source: RefSeq, a predicted model, not a curated record
AUGACGAAAAUGACGAAAAUUGCUAGCGAGGCGGUAAUGAGGAGUUUAUCUCUCUUGAAUGUGGAAAUACUCGAUGGUUUGUUACUAUAUAAGUGCGAAAACAUACAGACCAAGAUUCGAUUCCUACAGAAAAUCAAGGAAGAAAGAAAGAACAUUUAUAGGAGAGGUGAGCCCCUAGAUCAACAGACACAUCUCAAGCAAGCAGACAACGAUAGGAGGCGACGUUACUCUACGGUGAAUGGCAUCUUCGCUCAAUAUACUCAAAGUCAAAGUACAAACGUUAAACAGGAGGAAGGGAAGGUGCUAGAGCAAAAAAUCCCACUCGAAAAGGUAGCACAACGAGCGGGUGAUCAUCGAUCAUACGGCAAACGACAGAAAACUUCGCAAGAAUACAUGAUUCCAAGCAUGGAAAUCAACCAUAUCUCUUACUAUUCUAUCACGCCAGAAUCGCCAGAUUUGCUUCAAAUGACCGGAUGGAUCACGCCAAAAGAGCCCACGAAGACCGGGGCCAGUUCAUUUGAAGAUCGAUAUCAUGUCAUGUAG